GAAAUGCAUCAAUAGUAAUGCAGUUUGGUGGGAAUCGCUGCACUACGAUUGGAAGUUACAUUAGAAAUACUUUCUUGAGUGAAAGUUGUUUAGUCGGAAGUACGUCAUACAGAAUUUAAACUUUGUUAAUGAAUGUCGAUAAACUCUAACGUAGAAGAGUUCUUUGUUGUACAAUUUUUCUUAAAUGGCAGGAGAAGUUGUAGUUGAUGCGCUACCAUAUAUUGACCAGGGAUAUGAUGAACCUGGAGUCAGAGAAGCAGCUUUGGCCAUGGUCGAAGAGGAAACACGUAGAUAUAGACCGACGAAAAAUUAUUUAGAACACUUACCACCAUUAAAUAUUAAUGCUUUUGAAACAGAAGUGAUGAAACAUGAAUUUGAGCGAAUGCAAAAUCGUUUACCUAUGGAAGUGCUUAGUAUGAAACGCUACGAGUUACCUCCACCUCCACCAGGUAAAAUGAAUGAUCUUGCAGCAUGGAACGAGAGUGUAGAAAAUAGUAGUGCACAAUUAGAACAUCAGGCUACGAGAAUAUGUAAUCUUGAGCUAAUGAUGGAAUAUGGAUGUGAAGGAUGGAAAUCUUAUUUAGAAAUAUUAGUGCAACUUGUAAAUCAAGCGCAAAAACAGCUGCAAGUCUUAAGGAAAAAAAUUCAAGAAGUCAAUUGGCAAAGAAAAUCUAUGCAAACUCAAGGAGGAGAAAAGUUAAGGGCAUUAGAGGCACAGUGGGUAGGACUUGUGUCAAAAAAUUAUGAAAUUGAACAAGCAUGCGUUCACUUAGAAGAAGAGAUACAGAAAUCUAUGAUGAAUAAGGGAGAGGGUGUAGAGAUAAGUGAUGUGCCAGGGGAAGAAGAACCUGACGUUCCAGAAAAGAGUGCAACAGAGGUUAUGGCAACGGAAAUGGAUCAACAAGAGCAAGAAAAUGAAGAAUCUUGAACAAUGUGUAAAAAUAUGAAUGUAUAAAAUUAUGA
This is a messenger RNA of Eufriesea mexicana, 963 nucleotides long. RefSeq names its product BCAS2 pre-mRNA processing factor (gene BCAS2). The transcript is spliced from 3 exons. Gene Ontology annotation, biological process: mRNA processing. The coding region runs from base 185 to 928 and encodes 247 amino acids. Gene Ontology annotation, cellular component: catalytic step 2 spliceosome; Prp19 complex; precatalytic spliceosome. NCBI's taxonomy places the organism in Eukaryota, Metazoa, Arthropoda, Insecta, Hymenoptera, Apidae. The record is from RefSeq and is a predicted model, not a curated record.